Messenger RNA from Anopheles maculipalpis, 1590 nucleotides. RefSeq names its product 3,4-dihydroxyphenylacetaldehyde synthase-like. The transcript is spliced from 3 exons. Gene Ontology annotation, biological process: catecholamine metabolic process; amino acid metabolic process. The record is from RefSeq and is a predicted model, not a curated record. NCBI's taxonomy places the organism in Eukaryota, Metazoa, Arthropoda, Insecta, Diptera, Culicidae. The coding region runs from base 1 to 1590 and encodes 529 amino acids. Gene Ontology annotation, molecular function: pyridoxal phosphate binding; aromatic-L-amino-acid decarboxylase activity.
AUGGCAAACAUGGACAUUAAUGAAUUUCGUGAGUUUGGGAAAGCCGCUAUUGAUUUCGUUGCGGACUAUCUGGAGAACAUCAGGGAAAGGGAUGUCCUCCCAUCGGUGGAACCGGGCUAUCUGCACGAUAUGCUGCCGGGGAAGUUGCAGAACGAGCCCGAGGAUUGGAAAACCAUCAUGGAGGACUUCAAACGGUGUAUACUACCCGGAUUAACCCACUGGCAGUCGCCUCAUUUUCACGCGUUCUAUCCUUCCCAAACUUCCUACUCAUCGAUCGUGGGCGAAACACUGGCCGCUGGGCUUGGUGUUGUGGGAUUCAGUUGGAUCUGCAGUCCCGUUUGUACCGAGCUGGAGGUGAUCAUGAUGAACUGGUUGGGACAGCUACUGAACCUUCCCAAAACCUUCCUGAACUGUGGUGAAGGUAAUGGUGGUGGCAUCAUCCAAGGGUCGGCGAGCGAAUCAAUACUUGUGGCGGUGUUGGCGGCUCGCGAACAGGCCGUUCGUCGUCUCCGCACUGAGCAUCCGGACCUGACGGAGGCCGAUAUUCGUGGCCGUCUGGUAGCGUACACAAGCGAUCAGAGCAACAGUGCCGUUGAGAAGGCAGGCAUUCUGGGUGCGAUCAAGAUGCGAUUACUUCCCGCCGACGAAACCAGUAUCCUGCGUGGAUCCACCUUCAUCGAAGCGGUAAAGGAAGACGUUGCCAACGGUCUGUUUCCGGUGAUUUGUAUCGCUACGCUCGGCACCACCGGUACCUGCGCGUACGACAAUCUGGCCGAGAUUGGUCCGUAUUGUAACGAGCACAACAUCUGGCUGCACAUCGACGCCGCCUACGCCGGUGCAGCCCUGUGUCUGCCCGAGUACGCUCACAUCAUGAAGGGUGCGGAGAUGGCCGAUUCGCUCAACUUUAAUCUGCACAAGUGGAUGUUCGUUAACUUUGAUUGUUGCGCCAUGUGGUUUAAGGACGCGAGCUCGGUAACGAAGUCGUUCAGUGUCGAUCGGAUCUAUCUGCAGCACCAGUUCCAGGGACACAGCAAAGCGCCAGACUAUCGGCACUGGCAGAUCCAGCUCGGCCGUCGUUUCCGCUCGCUGAAGGUGUGGAUCACGCUGCGUACGAUGGGUGCGGAACAGAUACGGAACUUGAUUCGCUUCCACAUUCAGCUCGCGAACCGUUUCGAGGAGUACGUACGUACUGACGAUCGGUUCGAGGUGGUCUGCUCCACGCUGGCGCUUGUCUGCUUCCGACUGAAAGGUGAUGAUGCGCAGUCCAAACAGUUGCUGGAUAACAUUACCAAGCGCAAGAAGAUCUUCAUGAUACCGGCCACCUAUCAGGGGAAGUUUAUUAUCCGCUUUAUGAUCUGCGGUAUCGAUCCGCAGAUGCAUGACAUCGAGUACGCUUGGGAUGAGGUACGAACGCAGGCCGAUCUUUUGUUGGGUGUGGAUCAGAAUAGGAACCAGUUGACGAAGUUGGAAGUCGAACCGGCAAGCAAACAGACCACCGCUGAACCGAAACAGUACGAGAAGAGUUCCGAAAUUGGCAAAAUUGCAGAAAGUAUAACCGGAAUUAUGAUUUCCAAUGAAAAGGGAAAGUAA